Verticillium nonalfalfae is the source of this 3090-nucleotide messenger RNA. RefSeq lists its product as uncharacterized. The coding region runs from base 1 to 3090 and encodes 1029 amino acids. The record is from RefSeq and is a predicted model, not a curated record. The transcript has 7 exons. NCBI's taxonomy places the organism in Eukaryota, Fungi, Ascomycota, Sordariomycetes, Glomerellales, Plectosphaerellaceae.
AUGACAAAGUCACAUCACCGAGAGAUAUCCGUUGUCCAAGCCGGUCACUUCACCGCGCCGCCCACCAUUAUGGAGAGCAUCGUUCCCGCGGCGCCCUGCUGCCCUCCUCUGUCCUUCACACAUGGCCCACGAGCCGCGCCCCGGUUCUCAACAGUCACGCAAGCUUUCUUUCAUCAUGCACGCGUUCAACCUGACGUUGUUGCGGCGCGCGAUCUUUCCGCCCAGCCCGAACGUCAGAUUACGUACCGAGAUCUGGCCCAGCGCAGCGCGCGACUUACACAUCGGCUCCGCCAGCUUGGAGUCGGUCCAGGCGAUCGGGUGCCCCUGGUCGUCAAAAGGGGUGUUGAUAUGCUGGUCGGCAUCAUGUCAAUCCUUACGUGUGGCGCCCAAUACGUGCCACUCGACGGUGGCGUCGUGCCAGACUCGACCCUGCGUUUCGUUCUAGAACAAACGGGUGGACGCACUGUCUUGGUCCUGCGGUCCACCCAGCACCGCCUGGCUGGGUCCGGUGUCAGCAACGUCAUCGCCAUUGACGGGGACGACGCUCCGGAGGCGGACGACUAUGAAAAGUCCACAACGCCACAAGACCUGGCCACGUCUGACUCUGGAUGCUAUGUCAUCUAUACCUCAGGCACAACGGGAACGCCCAAGGGAGUUGACGUUACUCACCGGAAUGUCACAAAUCUAGUGUGCCUGUCACCAGGAGGACUGGAUAUUGGGUCCGGCACACGCGUUGGUCAGAUCCUGAACAUCAGCUUCGAUAUGGCUGCUUGGGAGAUGCUCGGUUGUCUCUGUAACGGUGGUACUCUGAUCCUGCGCGGUUCGAACUGGGUGCAAGCCCUCCAACAAAUGGAUGUUCUUAUCUGCACGCCCAGCAUACUCGCCAAGUAUGAUCCCCGCGAUUACCCAAGUAUCCGGGUUGUCGCUACUGCAGGGGAGCCGAGUUCUCAAAGGCUGGCCGACACGUGGGCGACGCAUGGCCGAUAUUACAACUGCUGCGGCCCGACCGAGACCACCAUCGUCAACACGAUGCAUGCACACGUCCCCGGGCAGCCUCUUUCGAUCGGCAGACCCACGCCCAAUAACAAUGUCUACCUGCUCGACGAGGAUGGCACCCCUGUCGGGGUCGGCGAGGCGGGUAUCAUGUGGGCGGGUGGCCUUGGCGUCUCGCGCGGCUACGUCAAGUUGCCGGAGAAGACGGCCGAGAAGUAUAAGCGCGACCCCUUUGUGAACGACGGGUCCAUGAUGUACAACACUGGGGAUCUCUGCCGCUGGGCGGCCGACGGAUCGGUGGAUAUCCUGGGCCGUGUGGAUGACCAGGUCAAGAUCAAGGGCUUCCGUGUCGAGCUUGAUGGCGUGACGUCGUCCAUGAACACGUUCUGCGAGGUCGACAGAGCGGCCGCCCUUCUGAUCGACGAAGAGAUCCAUGGCUUCGUGACGCCCAAACACUGCAACCUUGAUGCACUGAAGGAACACAUCAAGGGUCGUCAACCCUACUACGCCAUUCCUACCAAAUUCCACCGUCUUGCAACUCUCCCUCUGACUUCCAACGGCAAGAUUGACAAGAAGGCUCUGCGGUCCUUCGCUAUCACGCCUGAAGACGACGCAUCCACCAUAUGUGAGAGCGCCUCAGGCAAGUCCAUCCGCUCCAAGGUCACCGCAGUGGAGAAGGCGAGGUCCAUUUCGUCCACGUCGAGUGUCACAGAAGUCAACUCGGUCUUGUCGGCCUCCGACAUCCCAGUCCCAGACGAAAAGGGCCACCUGGACGAAGACGUGCCCUCCAAGACGCACCGCAAGCCAUUCCGCAACCUGCGCAACCGCCUGCUCAUCGUCUACCGCCGCCUAUUCACGCUUGUUGGUCUUUUCAAUAUUGCUGCCGUUAUUGCGCUUGUGUUGGCAGGGCCAACGCAAGAAUGGAUCGGUAUCAUCACAUCCAUCAACCUCGCCACCGCCGUUCUUGUCCGCCAAGAAUUCGUCAUCAACGCCCUUUACACAAUCACCUGCAACGUGCCGAAAUCGUGGCCGCUGUGUAUCAGGUCUCGGUGUGCCAAGAUCUACCACCUCGGUGGAGUCCACGCAGGAGCCGCUGUGUGUGCAGGCUUGUGGCUUCUUGCUUCCAACAUCAGCGACACGGUGUGUAUGUUCUCUCAAUGUUCUGGCUGGGGCAGGCAGUCGCUGGCCACCAAGAUCAUCUCAUGGAUGCUGUCUGCUCUGUUCAUGGUCAUGUUUGUCCUGGCAUACCCCUCCAUCAGGAAGACACACCACAACCUCUUCGAAAAGACGCACCGCUUCGUGGGAUGGACCAUGCUUGGCCUCUUCUGGGCACAGAUUGUUCUGAAAACCAAUGAUGACAAGGCCACCGACCUGUCGCUUGGCGAUGCUUGUGUCCGGUCGCCCGCCUUCUGGCUGCUCACCGUCGCGACCUUGAGCAUUGCAUCAUCCUGGUUCUUCCUCCGCAAGGUCCCAGUCGAUGCCGAAGUCUUGUCAAAUCACGCCAUCCGCCUGCACUUUGACUACACAGUGCCCGUCAACGGCUCGUUCACACGCAUCUCCCAUCGACCUCUUCUCGAAUGGCACUCCUUUGCCACCAUUCCCGCCCCGGAGCCCGUCGAUGGUCGACCCAAGGGCUACUCUCUCGUCGUCUCCAACGCUGGCGAUUGGACGCGAGCUUGUAUUGAGAAGCCUCCAACGCACAUGUGGGUGCGCGGUGUCCCCACUUGCGGCGUCAUGCGCAUCGCGACGCUCUUCAACCGCGUCGUGGUCAUCGCCACAGGAUCCGGGAUCGGUCCUGUGCUUGGUCACAUCCAGAAUCCUUCGUGCGCCACGCAACUCAUCUGGUCUACGAAAGAGCCUGAGAAGACCUUUGGUGACGGUCUUUUGCACACAAUCAAGGGCAAGAUCCCCGAUGCUGUCAUCCACGACACCAAAAAGCUCGGCCGCCCCGACCUCGUCAAGAUGGGCUACAAUCUGGCCAAAAGCUUCGACGCUGAGGCUGUGAUCAUCAUCGCCAACGAGAAGAUCACCAAGAAGGUCGUGUAUGGCCUCGAAACGCGGGGCGUGCCGGCCUAUGGCGCCAUCUGGGACAGCUGA